AUGUCGUCAACUAUCACGUCGGCAGUUGCUGCUGCAACUUCUGCAGCGCCGAAAGUCGCGGACCAGACUGGUAUCAUCGGCGGAGCAAAUCCACAGCAUUAUAACAAGAAUGAUCCAAUCGUUGUGUUCAUCGUUCAGGUCUUCAUCAUUGUCACGUUAUGUCGACUUCUUCACCUGCCACUAUCCAAAAUUCGGCAACCGCGUGUUAUUGCGGAGGUUAUCGGUGGGAUCAUUCUCGGUCCUACAGUGAUGGGCCGAGUGCCGAAUUUCACCACGACAAUUUUUCCACAAGAAGCAAUGCCAAACCUCAAUCUUGUCGCAAAUCUUGGCCUUGUACUUUUCUUAUUUCUGAUUGGUCUGGAAGUUGACUUCCGCAUCAUGGUAGAGAACUGGAGAAUCGCCUUGGGUGUCGGCUCCAUGGGUAUCGCGCUGCCCUUUGGCUUAGGCGCCGCUAUUUCCUAUGGUCUCUAUAACGAAUUUGGUAGUGACGUCGGUGUUAAUCAGAAUGUCAACUUUGGAGUUUUCUUGCUUUUCGUCGGUGUAGCCUUUAGCAUUACAGCCUUCCCUGUCCUGUGUCGUAUCCUGACGGAACUAAGGCUCCUCGGAACCAACGUCGGUGUGAUUGUCCUGGCAGCAGGUAGCGGAGAUGACGUUGUAGGCUGGAUUCUUCUGGCUCUCACAGUUGCUCUCGUGAACGCUGGUACCGGAAUCACUGCCCUUUACGUUCUACUUGUUGCCAUAGGGUACAUUUCGUUUCUUUUCCUGGCUAUCAAACCCGCUUUCCGCUGGUAUCUUCGGAAAACUGGCAACCUAAAAGACCCCAGCCAAGGCGCUCUUACCGUCACACUUCUUUUGUGCUUGGCGUCGGCAUGGUUCGCGAACGUUAUCGGUAUUCACGCAAUCUUCGGCGGCUUCGUUGUUGGACUCAUUUGUCCUCGUGACGGAGGUUUCGCACCUGCAGUUGCAGAAAAGAUUGAAGAUCUCGUAACUGUGCUAUUCUUGCCACUAUACUUUACCUUGUCCGGUCUUCGAACGAACAUCGGACUUCUCAACAGCGGCAUUGUCUGGGGAUACGUUUUCGGUGUCCUAUUAGUUGCUUUCUUUGCGAAACUUACUGGUGCUGCAUUAGCAGCUAGACUUUUCAAACUCCAAUGGAGAGAAUCUUUGGCAGUCGGUGCCCUCAUGCAGUGUAAAGGACUGGUUGAGUUGAUUGUGCUUAACAUCGGCUUAAAUGCGGGAAUUAUCUCUCAGCGAGUGUUCACAAUCUUUGUCGUCAUGGCUCUCGUUACUACUUUUGCGACUACCCCACUCGUCAGUUUCCUAUAUCCGGAAUGGUAUCAGAAGAAAUGCUUAGCAUGGAGAGCCGGAAAAAUUAACUGGGAUGGCACACCAACAGGCGUAUCAGAUGAUACUGAUACCCAAGAGCCUAAAGUUAAAACCACUGUCAACAAGCUUACAGCUCUCCUUCGUCUUGAGAGUUUGCCAAGUUUGAUGGCCCUGAUCCUACUCUUGAAAGGCGAAAAGGAGGCCGCUGCCCCAGCUGUCCACAGAUCCAAAACCUCAAAGGUAGGAAAAGACGCCUCUGAGUCGGCUAAAAACGAGGAUGGACCUGCAGUCAAGUCCCGGCCUCUCGGUCCACGAUUUGAGGUCCAUGGUCUUCGCCUUCGAGAACUAGAUGAACGUACCUCUGCUAUCAUGCGUGUGACCGAGGACAGCGAGCCUGCGCGAGACCCUGUUAUCAAUUUCUUCAAGGCUUUCGGAAGAAUGAAUAGUAUGGCCUGUGUCACAAACCUUGCCGUCAUUCCAGGAGAUUCGUUCUCGAGCGCUUUGUCUGACCGCGCCAAAGAUGCUUCGUCUGAUCUUGUCGUUGUCCCGUGGAGCGAGACCGGGAACCUAAGCGAUGACUACACAUACGAAGAAACCCCAGACAGCAGGAACCAACGUUUCGAAUCCGGCCCAUAUGUCAGCUUCGUCUCUUCUCUUAUCCAGAACACUGCUUCUAGUGUUGCUCUUUUCAUCAACCGUGGAUUUGGUGGUGUUGGAGGCAUAGAUAUCAGCGAAAGGCGUCCAAAGCGCCGUGGUAGCAUCAUUUCUGGAGCUAUCUCUCGAGUCAAGUCUGGUAUCGAGGAACCUACAUUGCCAAUUCUUGACCUGAGCCAUCACAUCUUCUUUCCAUUUAUCGGCGGCGCAGAUGAUCGUGCUGCCCUCCGCUUCGUUCUCCAGCUCGUAAACAACAACAUUAACGUCACUGCUACUAUCGUCCAAGUUGUUCAAAACAGCACAUCCGCAGCUCAGACCUCCACAUCUUCCAGCACAGCCACUCAAAAUGAUGCUGCCUUCUACCUCCAGAUUGCUGCCUCUCUCCCCGAUGAGAUUGCCGCUCGUGUUGUAUUCGAGACUCUCGAGACUGAGCAGCCGAUCCAGACCAUUGUUACUCGCGCUAAGCAGGAAGUUGGCAUUAUUCCAGACGCAGGAGACCUUGUUGUCGUCGGCCGAAGCCAUAUCGAAAACUACGACUCUCAAAUUGCCAGUGUCACAGUUGAAACCGCACCCAGUGUAUCGAUUGAUGCUAGGAAAACCGUUGGCUCUGUUGCCGCUAGUAUCAUUGUUUCGCAAGUCAAAGCGUCUGUUUUGGUUUAUCAUUCUUCUGGUUCCUCUCUUUAG
Molecule: messenger RNA, 2664 nt
Organism: Orbilia oligospora ATCC 24927
Lineage: Eukaryota; Fungi; Ascomycota; Orbiliomycetes; Orbiliales; Orbiliaceae
Exons: 5
Coding region: 1-2664 (887 amino acids)
Biological process (GO): proton transmembrane transport
Cellular component (GO): membrane
Molecular function (GO): antiporter activity
Source: RefSeq, a predicted model, not a curated record